GCCCGCCUGGCCCGCGGCACCCGGGUGUCCCUGACCAUCCGCCGCGUGCCCCGCGUGCUGCGCACCGGCAUCCUGCUCGGUUCCUCUAGGGAGGAGGCGGAGCCUGCACCUGGGCCUCUCUGACUGCCCCAGGCCUGGGUUCCCGGCUAUGGCCCGGCCCGUAUCUCUGGGCCCUAGACUCCCCUCAGAGCCCCUCAACCACCCUCCUGGAGCCCCUAGGGCGCCAGCCAUUGAUGGAUGCAUCAUCUACCCUGCACCUGGAGAGGAGAGAAUCAGGCCCGGGCAGGCCCAGAAACUGGGCCAGGACUCCUUGGAUGCUUCCAAGCACUUCCAGGCUGGACUGAGGGGCUCUGAGCCGGCCGCUGCCCCCUGCAGAUCGCCAGAGCCCUCUUCACAUGAGGACCCGGUUGGGGGGAAAUGCCGUGAGCGCCCCAUCUCUGGCCAGGAGGUACUGGAGGCUGAGCAGGGCAGCCCGCACCUCUGCCUGUUGGGGCUGGGCCUCCGGCUGCAGGACCUGGAGCGAGGCCUGGUGCCCUGGGCAUCAGCCCAGAGCGGGAUGAUCCAGCUACAGGCCCUACAGGCAGACCUAAGCAGGGCAGCUGAGCGCGCGGAUGCUCUGCUGGCAUUUGGUGAGGGGCUGGCACAGCGGAGUGAGCCGCAGGCCCGAGCAUCCCUGGAGCAGGUCCUGAGGACCCUUGGAGCCCAUCGAAACAGCAUCUUUCAGCGCCUGUGGUGGCUACAGGGCCAGCUGGUCAGCUACAGCCUGGUGCUUGAAGAGGUCAACAUGCUGGACCAGGACUUGGAGGCCGAGGGGAACUUGGAUGGGCCAGGACCUGGUGGGGUCUGGGGACCCUGGGCACCUGGUGGCCUCCCCACCCCUGCAGAGCUGGAGUGGGACCCGGCAGGGGAUGUGGGGGGCCUUGGGCCUUUGGGCAGAAAGUCAGCCUGGACACCAGGGGCUCCCUGUGAGCUGUGCGGCCACAGGGGCUUCCAGGGCAGGGGACAGAGCCUUGAGGACAUGCUUGUGUCAGGCCUCAGCCACCGAAAACACUUCACAGGUCACCAAAGACAGUCCCUGCUCAGGAAGCCUCCGGACAAGAAGAGACAAGCAUUUCCUAAGGCCCAAGGUGUGACAUUAGAAGUGGAUCCUGGAGCCCCCUCUCCUGCAUCCAGGCGACCCCUGAUUUUCCUCCUCCUUCUUCUCUUCCUUCUCUUGGUGGGUGCCAUGUUGCUCCUACCCAUGUCAGGGGGCCCCUGCUGCUCUCACGCCCGACUGGCCAGGACCCCCUACCUGGUGCUCAGCUAUGUCAAUGGUCCCCCCCCCAACCUGAGUCCACAACCGAGACAUGUAAUAAAUGGUGAUAGUCAAAGGAUGUAUGAAGAUAUUGGAUGCUUAAGAGCCCAGAAUCUAGGAUGGGGCCCUGAUGUGUCUGGGCAGGCCUCCUGCCUGUCUCCACAGACCCUUUUGCCUUGAGCAAAGAACACAGAACCUGUGAAUCAAUCCAUCUUGGUUUGGUUCCCCCAGACCCUGAGACAGAGAUUCAGGCACAAGUCAUUUCUUUGGAAGGUGAUCCUAGGGAGAUUGGUAGGGGGUGGGAAGAGGGACAGGGGAGGGAGGAAGCC
Choloepus didactylus (southern two-toed sloth) is the source of this 1623-nucleotide messenger RNA. RefSeq names its product spectrin repeat containing nuclear envelope family member 4 (gene SYNE4). Gene Ontology annotation, cellular component: nuclear envelope; nuclear outer membrane; meiotic nuclear membrane microtubule tethering complex. Gene Ontology annotation, biological process: establishment of epithelial cell apical/basal polarity. The transcript has 10 exons. The record is from RefSeq and is a predicted model, not a curated record. Bases 149 to 1474 code for a protein of 441 amino acids. Lineage: Eukaryota; Metazoa; Chordata; Mammalia; Pilosa; Megalonychidae.